Ceratina calcarata is the source of this 6958-nucleotide messenger RNA. It is a transcript of the gene Pcf11, whose product is annotated as Pcf11 cleavage and polyadenylation factor subunit. Gene Ontology annotation, molecular function: mRNA binding; RNA polymerase II complex binding. The record is from RefSeq and is a predicted model, not a curated record. Gene Ontology annotation, cellular component: cytoplasm; mRNA cleavage factor complex. Bases 398 to 6112 code for a protein of 1904 amino acids. Gene Ontology annotation, biological process: mRNA 3'-end processing; termination of RNA polymerase II transcription. The transcript is spliced from 17 exons. Lineage: Eukaryota; Metazoa; Arthropoda; Insecta; Hymenoptera; Apidae.
UCUCUGCUUCACUCUGCUUCUAUAUGCUUUCAUUUAGCUCAGUAGUGACGCCAACGAACGGUGGAAUUCUCGUAUACUAAGCAAACUGGUCGUCGCAUUGUGCAACACAGGCCGCGAUUGGUCCUUUCCUAAAAUUCAACCGACGGCGUAAGAAAUUCGACCAAUCAGGACGAGCGUUGUAUUCCUGUAAUCCCGUUAGAAGAUACAAAGGAAUGGUAGCCAUUUUACGUGGAUAUCCCGUUUGGCAUAGCAGUAGUGUCCGCAUGAUCAUCGCGAAAAGUUGAAAUAAUUGUAGUUCGGAGUAUUCCAGUUUUUUCGAAAUGCGUUAAAGAGUUAAUUAUCACUGUCAAGUUGACGAAGAUUUGUUGCUCUUAUCACCUGGCAACAAAAGAACAUCAUGACAUCAACAAAGUCUAAAGAAAUCGCAGAUGAGUAUAUCUCAUCAUUAUCCGAUCUGACGAUCAACAGUAAGCCACUCAUCAAUAUGCUUACUAUGCUGGCAGAAGACAACAUAGAACAUGCAUCAGCGAUUGUCCAAGCUGUCGAGAAUCAUCUGCAAAAGGUGAGGAGUGACAUAAAAUUACCGGUUCUUUAUUUGAUCGAUUCAAUUGUAAAGAACGUUAAUGGAGCAUAUUUAAACCUGUUCACACAAAAUAUUGUGAACACUUUUUGUGGAGUGUUUGAAAAGGUCGAUGAGAAUACUAGAGCCAGCAUGUGGAAAUUGAGACAAACUUGGAAUGAUGUAUUUCCUGCGAAUAAACUAUUUUCUCUGGAUGUACGGGUGCAAAGCAUCGAUCCUGCCUGGCCAAUCACUGCCGCUCCUACUAGUGUUUCUUCGGGAUCUAUUCACGUGAACCCCCGUUUCUUCUCAAUGCCCCAACAGUCAGCAACGUCCAUCUCGCAACCGAUUGUAGCACCUGUUAAGCUUCCGCCAGGUGAUCCGGUGACACCGACGGAAGCAGCGAUGCGAGAACAAUUAUUGAAAAAGCAACGGGAACUAAUAGAAUUGCAGAAGAAGAAAAUUGAGUUGGAAUUGCUUCAAGCUAAAGCUAAUUUGGAGCAACAGCAACGGCAACUUGAUAAGCAAGCUGGGAAUUUAAAAGCUGAACUGGCUGCUGUUACUACUACAACGCAUGUGACAUCAACCACGGAGACCGUCACGCAAGGAAAGCCUGUAACUUCUGUGCCAAAUCAAACAGCAAAACAAGUAGCAAAACAGUUUCCAGCAGCGACUGCUUCGCUUUUGAAAAGUGCAGGAAUGAACAAUGGUCCACGAAUUGCGCCAGCUAGUAGCAUAGCAGUAGCUUCAGCUAAACCAGUGUCUCGUGAUCCAAGAAUAAAGACAACUUCGACUCAAGACGUUCCAGCUACAAGCGUGGAUCCUCGGCAGCGAAUAAGUACAUCGGCUCAAAAGGAUUCGCGUGGUGAAGGCCAAACGCAGCUAGCGGCAAAUACAAACACUGUACUUUCAGAUCAAUUAAAACAGCAGUUACUUUCGAAACAGGCUGUGACUAGCACUAUCAACAAGUCUCCGACAAAUCUUGCCGGCUCCGAUACUGCGAUGAUAAACGCUAGUAAUAACAAUAAUGCUAAUACGAACCUCAACAAUAAUAAUAAUAAAAAUUUCAGUGGUAACGCAAAUAAAGAUGCUGUGUCGCAUCGAACAAGUCAAAAGAAAGACCCUCGAUUGUCUAGUAAUAGUAGUGGUAACCUAAACAGUAAUAGUUCCAAAAGUUUUCAAAUCUUGUCUGUGGGUAGUAAUAGUUGUUUACCUGCGGGUAACAGAGGAAGUGGUAGUAAUGAUGCUAAAUCGAAAGAUUUAAAGAGUUCGAAUUCUCGAGGCUCUUCGUCUUCGAUGAUCGACAAGUCUUCCGCUUCCUCAAAAUCCUCGCACAGGAAAUUAGGUAAUAAAUCGCGAUCUAAGCAACCUCAGACGUCUCCGAGUAAGAUAGCGAAAGUCGACAGGGACGCGAGUCCUAUUAGAUCCAAAUCUCGUGAGAAAGACAGUGAAGACAGUUCACCAUCCUCGCGUACCUCUCCUCAGUCCUUUCAAACUUCUAAAAACCGAAAGAAGAAUACGAAAUCGAGAAAACGCAGUCCAAGCCCUCCGUACAGAAUUCCCAGGCGUAACGACGCAAAGUCCAACUCAAGUCUUAGCAGUUCCGGUGGUGUCACCGAGGAGGAACAGUCCGGUUCUUUGAUAGUCUCUCCUCCUCACCCACCUGCAUUUAAAGAAAUACGACCGAAUACUAGACAGAGAAAUUACGUAAGGCGUAACAAGGAUGACAGUCUUAGUCCAGAGCGCUCUCCAGCGAAUGCUGGUAAUGUUCAAACAGCUGCGGAGUUAACUUCGGAAGCGUCCAACAGAGAUGAAGACUUGAGAGCUACACUACCUCUUCCAGGUGCACCCGCCUCGGUAUCCGAAAAGAAAGAGGACUUAGAUUUGCGUGUAUUGCCGCCAGCAGUUAAUUCUAAUAAACGACAAAGUUCGGAGCACAUAGAAUCUACGUUGAAUAAGAAAACGAAGGCUGAGAAGUUUGAUGCAUUAUUUGGAAACGAAGACGUUGAUUUGCGAACGUUAACUCAUCCCAAAGCUGGACGACCUCCGACGCCGCCUCCGCCUGUAAUAUCCGGAGAAGAUGGCAAAGAUGGUUGGGCGAAAUUGAAGACGCCGUCAAAGAAUGAUAGAGAAAAACAGGCUAAUAAUAUCGAUGACAAGCGAGAUGGUAGAGAUCGAAAUAGAGAUAGAUUGGGUAGGCUCAGGCUUUACAAUAAACUUCCGGAUGAUCCUAAAGAAAGACGGAGAACGUUGUCGAAUGAAGAUCAGGACAGACCGAAUAGGAGAGGUCGAGAGAACGAUAAACCUGAGAAGAACGAGGAUAGGAAUAUUGAAAUUAUAAUGAAACAAGCUGCCGAGCAACUGAAUCAAGGUUCUAUUACCAAGACUCAAUACAACAAUCUUAUCCAAGAAGUCUUGCACAUGAGCGAAGACAGAAAACUAAGAGCCGCGCAAAGGAAAGAAAAAGAAGUAGGAUCUAUCGUAUGGGAGAAAGGUGUAAAUUUGGAUCUUGGUGGUUCUGGAGAUCGUACGUCCACCUUCAGUCCUUCUAACGAUAAGGAAAUGAUGCGAAAUAAAGAUCAUCCUAUCACAAGGAAUCCGAAUGGUCCUAGAUGGCAGAAUCAACAAUGGCAGCAACCAGGACCAUGGGCUCAUCCACCGGGGCCUCCAUACGGUGGUCCGCAAGGGCAUUUUAAUUCAGAUUUCAGACCUGUUGGUCCUUGGCAAAAUCCAAGACACUUCGGCCCGAUGCGAGCCGAUUAUCAAUAUCACGGUGGUUUUAAUCAUCUUGGUCCGAAUCCUCGCCUGGGUCCUGGUAUGAUAGGACCGAUGGGAGCUAACGGGCCGCUUAUGUCGAAUUUAUUAUCGAAUGGUCCGAUCGGCCCGAUCGGCAUGUCAAAUCCUGGUAUAUCAUUAUCGGGCAUAAAUGGACCUGGAAUGAUGAUGAACAACGGGCCAAUGUCGAAUCUUGUAUCAAAUCCGAAUAUGUCUUCAUUGAGUGCUUCGAGAAACGCGUCCCCGAGUUCAUCCGCGAAGUAUGACCUCGAAGAUGGUGAUCAGAAUUAUACGUCUACGAUGCUUAAAAAUCAGAAUCCUCAUAGCCGUGAAUUGCCGCCGCCAGAUCCAAAACUGCUGGACGAAAUCGCGAGAGACACAAUGAAAUCUAUAAAUAUAGACAGUAUACCGCGUGAAAUUAGAUACUACGGUCAAACUGGAGUCGUUUUUAUGAACUGGGACGAUCCGAGAGAAAUUGGAUUUCAAGAUGGUAUACGACGGAUUUUGAUUGAUGACAAAGAUACGGUAACUUGUGCAUUUAAUGAUCAAUACAAGGAGUUCAUGUAUGAAGGUGAAGUUCAUAGAAUUAAGUUAGGUGCACCAACGAGAGAGUUGUACAUCGAUGAUAGAUGGUACGAAUGUUAUUUCGGUGGUAUGCCCGUAACAGUAGAUAUCGGUGGUAAAAAAGUUAGUGUGAAAUUAGAAGGGCCACCGCCUCAUGUUAAAAUUGGCACUGUGAAGAGAACCGAUCUGGUGGUUGCCAAGAUUAAUCUUAUUAUUAAUGCCCGAAACAUGGUUCCUGUAUUUUUAGACCCAAAGCCCCAAAUAUUCGAAAUCGAGGGAAAACCUCAUACGUUGGAAUUCAUAGACUCGCUGCAAACGGUUCUUUUGAAUGGGCGUCCAUUCAAGGUUGAAUUCGGAGGACUGCCUAAGCCUAUCAUUGUCAGAGAUAAAAAACAUUUUAUAAGAUUUUCGGUAUUGCCAAGAGGUGUUCGACCAGGAUAUGUUAAGAUCGCGGGUAUGAAAGGUGAAGAACCUAUUGAAUCAUCACCGUCUCCACCUCUGUUGACGCAAAAGCCGAAAGUAGAUGCAGCUUCCGCGCCAACCCCGUUCUCUAUCAUCGAGCCUGAAUCGACGUCACAGGAUGGUUCAGAUCUCAGAUCUACGCCUAAACCGGAUUUACAAUUGGACAUGUUAUCUUCCGCACUGCCGUCUGCAAUGGCACCGUCGUCUGGAUUAUCGUAUCAAGCCGAGCCAGUCGAAAAUCCAGCCGCAGCUGCUCCAGCGUUAUCGUUACCGUUGAAUAUGAACGAACUAUUUCAGAGAUUAGUCGAGACCGGCAUGGUGCCGAAUCUCGCCGAGCAAAAGAAGCAAGAGGUAGAGGAAACGAAAGAACCGGAGAUUACCCCCGUUUCGUUUGAUAAGCCAGAAACGCUUAAAGUUAAACAACCAGCAAUCGCGGCUGCAUUGUACAGUGGAAUGCAGUGUAGUUCUUGCGGUGCUAGAUUUGCACCGGAAUUAGCGACGCGUUAUAGUCAUCAUUUAGAUUGGCAUUUUAGGCAAAAUAGGCGGGAAAGAGAUUCCGCGAGAAAGGCCCAUUCACGACCUUGGUACUACGAUGUUAGCGAUUGGAUACAGUUCGAAGAGAUUGAAGAUUUGGAAGAUAGAGCACAAAGUUGGUUCGAAACUGAAAAACAGACAGCCGAUACCGAAGGUAUCACUGCAGAAGAGUCUCCUCAAGAAGCAUUACAGCCGAGUGUUCCAACUGGAAGUGAUGAGGAUUCAAGAUGUCAAGUGUGCCACGAUGCAUUUGAACAAUUUUAUAAUGAGGAAAAAGAGGAGUGGCAUUUAAGGCCAGCGAUUAAUUUCGAGGGAAAGAAUUAUCAUCCAUUGUGUCUCGACGAUUACAAGGAAAAAAGUCUUGUGAGAGCUUUGGAAAAAUCUGCGUUAGCGCUCGAAGAGACAAUCGAGGAAAUGGAAGAUGAAAAGAAGGAAAGCUCCGAUGAAAUGUGCGGAGAAGAAAGUAAAGGUGAUGAAUUAAAUGCUGCGGAGACAUUUAGAUCCGAUUUUGAAACAGCCGAACCAUCGGACGAAGCAGUAGAUGAUAAUGCACCGGAAGAAACUACAGAGGUGGAAAAUAAAGAGGAAACUGCCAUUGAAACUAACGCAGACAUUGAACAGAAUCAGGAAGAGAAUGAACAGGAACUGGAAACCAGUAGCGUUAAGGAGGAUGUCGAAAUGGAGAGUACAGAUAAAGAGAAAAUGCACACGACCACUGAAACUGAAGUACCCGAAGCAGAAAUUGUGGAUAAAUCUUUCGAAAGUAUUAAAAUUAAAGAAGAACCGAUUGACGAACCUGAAGAGCAAUUAGAAGAGGAACACUUCGACUUCAGUCAUGUAGAAAUAAAACCAGAACCUAUUGACCCGGAGCCAGAACCCGAGGAGAGCGUUAUAACGGAACCCGCGGCGGUCGAUACGACGCAUGCUGCAGUGAAAAGUUCUAUAGACGGAAACGUAGAGUUGGAUUCUACACCCGCAGCGAUACCAGCAGCGCCUUCUCGAAUUAAAAUUAAUAUUACAAAACCGUUAUGUGUUAAUAAAGAACCAGAGGAAUCAAAGGAAAAAGAAAAAGCUGUAGUUGAAGCGCCUACCGAGGAAGAGGUGGUAGAACCUUUGGUGCCUGCUUCUAUCAAACCUGCUUUACAAGGUAGAAAACUGUCAGUUUUACCUCCCGUGGAGAAAGGGCAAGAGUUAUCAGGACUCUGCUCAAUUAUGUAAAUAGUGUACAUAAUGAGUUUGAAGUCGUGUACGCGCGAGAAUGUGUGAUCCGAGUGUAUUCGUGUUUUUCGUACUACUUAUUUUUAGCGUCGGAUACAUUGUACAUCACAUUUGUGCAGCUUAUACGACUUGAUGUAACCUGAUGAUCAAAUCUUUUGCUUUCUUCCCUUUUUAUUCUAUGAUUCACUUCUCAGUAGUUCACUUUCUAUUUUCUGCAUUUUUAUGCUAAGCUUUCACUUAUUCCUUUGAACUACUAUUUAAAUAAUAGUAAGAUAGAUUAAUUAUAUUUAUCUAUUAUUUCUCGGUCAUCACGUCGUAUAAUGUUAAAAGAUACGUGUUGUAAUGUACGAAUGCGGACGUGUGAGAGUAGUAAUUUUUAAAUUUUAAUCACGGCGAAAGAGAAUAAGAAAACUGUACAUAUGUAAUGUAACCGAAACAAUUUAACUAGAGCGAGCAUAGUAGCAUUCCCGAUAAUAUCGAGUGCAAUCGUAUUUCCUGGCAGUGGAAUGCCAGAAACAUAAUUAUCGAUGUGCACCUGACUAACUGCGAAUUUCAUACUGUUUGUACUUUGUAAAAACACUCGAAUGAUAUUCGAUAGCAUGUUUUUUAGAAACGUUGCCCCCACUUGAUUUUUAAAACUACGAAAAUUCAAGUCUCACGAGGAAGGAAUAAUGACCGAUUACCCAAUUUAGUUAGGUGUACAAAUUGUGUGAUAUAAAAUUGUUGAUUGUGUAUAUAAUAGCAACGUAAAAAAAUAAUCCCGACGAUAUUGGGUAAGAGGAAGAAAGAGUAGUUAUCUACUAGAGAAGGAUUAUUUUGUUGUAUAAAAGAAAAUCUUGUUAAUUA